AUGGACGGACGGACGGGCAGUCAGGACGGACGGAUGGACGGACGGACGGGCAGUCAGGACGGACGAAUGGACGCGACGGAACGGGCAGUCAGCGACGGACGGACGGACGGGAUGGACGGACCGGACGGGCGUCAGGACGGACGGGACGGACGGACAGUCCAGGACGGAACGGACGGCGGACGGACAGUCAGGACGGGGACGGAGGGUAGUCAGGCGGACGGACGGACCGGACCGGGCAGUCAGGAGGAACGGACGGGCAGCUCAGGACGGAACGGACGGGCAGUCCGGCGACGGACGGCGGGCAAGUCAGGACGGACGGACGGACGGACGGACGGGCAGUCCACGGACGGACGGAGCGGGAGCGGGCAGUCAGGACGGACGGAACGGACGGGCAGUCAGGACGGACGGACGGACGGGCAGUCAGGAAGGACGGACGGACGGGGGCAGUCAGGACGGACGGACGGCGCAGUCAGGCCCGGACGGACCGGGCCAGUCAGGACGGACGGACGGGACGGGCAGUCAGGACGCGACGACGCACGGGCAGUCAGCGACGGACGGACGGACGGGCAGUCAGGACGGACGGACGGGACGGACGGGCGACGGACGGACAGGCGGAGGAACGGACCAGGACGGACGGACGCGGCGACGGACGGACGGACAGGACGCGACGGACGGACAGAACAGCGCACGGACCGGACCAGACGGGCAGCAGGAACGGACGGACGGAGGGCAGUCAGGACGGACGGGCAGUCAGGAAGGACGGACGGACGGGCAGUCAGGACGGACGGGCAGUGCAGGAGGACGGACGGACGGGCAGUCAGGACGGACGGACUGGACGGGCAGUCAGGACGGACGGAUGGACGGGCAGUCAGGACGGCACGGCGCAGUUCAGGAAGGACGGACGGGCAGUCAGGACGGACGGACCGGACGGCAGACGGACGGACGGGCAGACGGACGGACGGGCAGACGGACGACGGCAAGACGGACGACGGGCAAGACGGACGGCACGGGCAGACGGACGGACGCGGAGACGGCCGGACGGGCAGACGGACGGACGGGCAGACGGACGGGAAGACGGCAGACGGACGGACGGGCAGACGGACGGACUGCGCCCGGACGGAGGGGUUGACUGCCGCCGGACGGAGGGUUCGGACUGCCGCCCGGCACGGAGGGUCGGACUGCCGCCCGGACGGAGGGUCGGACUGCCGCCCCGGACGGAGGGUCGGACUGCCCGCCCGGACGGAGGGUCGGACGCCCGCCCGGACGGAGGGUCGGCACUGGCCGCCGCGACGGAGGGUCGGACUGGCCGGCGCGCGGACGGAGGGUCGGACUGCCGCCGGGACGGAGGGUGGACUGCGCCGACGGAGGGUCGGACUGCCGCCCGGACGGAGGGUCGGACUGCCGCCCGGACGGAGGGUCGGAUGUGCCUGCCCGGACGGAGGGUGCGGACUGCCGGCCCGGACGGAAGGGUGCGGACUGCCCGCCCGGAACGGAGGGGUCGGACCUGCCGGCCCCGACGGAAGGGUCGGACUGCCGCCCGGACGGAGGGUCGGACUGCCGCCGCGGACGGAGGGUCGGACAUGCCGCCCGGACGGAGGGUCGGACUGCCGCCCGGACGGAGGGUCGACUGCCGCCCGGACGGAGGUCGGACUGGCCGCCCGGACGGAGGGUCGGACUGCCGCCCGACGGAGGGUCGGGGGGCUGCCGCCCGGCACGGCCGGGUCCGGACUGCCGCGCCGGACGCGAGGGUCGGACUGGCCGCCGGACGGCACGGGUCGGACUGCCGGCCCCGCGACGGAGGGUCGGACUGCCGCCCGGCGGAGGGUCGGACUGCCGCCGGACGGAGGGUCGGACUGGCCCCCGGACGGAGGGUCGGACUGGCCGCCCGGAGGAGGGUCGGACUGCCGCCCGGACGGAGGGUCGGACUGGCGCGCCGGACGGAGGGUCCGGACUGCCGCGGACAGGAGGGUCGGACUGCCGCCCGGACGGAGGGUCGGAACUGAACGCCGGAACGAAAGAUUAAAUUACAACAGAUGGACAACAGAAUUGAGUAAAUCUGAUUAUGACAUGCUACAUCCUGACAUAUUUGUAAUAGCAAUUUUAACUAAUAACUAUAAAACUAAUAUUAGUGGUGAAGAAACAACAAAAAUGACAGGAGUUAUGCUUGUGACCCUGGGAAGCAAGCGGGUCCCAGUAGACCAGUCUAUUCAAUGCGACCUGACGACAGAUAACACACGCUCUGUUCCCGACGACUCUCGGCCAACUGUACUUCUUGAAGAGACAGCGAGUUGGGACUUGUUCAGAGAAAAAAUCAGAAAAGCCGAUAACUUUCAGGAGCCGGAGGAACUAAUGAGAUGCAUCUGGUUAGAAGAUUACUUCCAGAGAACGAAAAUGGUGUUUGGAAACCCUAUAAAAACAAGAGAUGGAGACAUUGGUAUUGUCACAGACGAACACAAAAACGAAGAAAAGUAUCCUGAACUCCUAGACGCAGAAGAUGUUGGUUCUAGCACCGGACAAAUUAAGCAUAUAGAAGCAUCAGAAUAA
Gryllus bimaculatus (two-spotted cricket) is the source of this 2544-nucleotide messenger RNA. The record is from the annotation of a GenBank genome assembly. NCBI's taxonomy places the organism in Eukaryota, Metazoa, Arthropoda, Insecta, Orthoptera, Gryllidae.